AUUUGACAGUUAGGGUUUCAAAAUCCCCGCCAUUUCUCUUCUAAUAUCGAAGUAGUAUUAAUGGCGUCUACGGCGGCUGAACAAGACGAGAGAAAAAUUGCAUCGGUAGCAUCGAACGCGAGCCAGGACAUCAAAGCGGCUGCUGCUGCAUCGCGGAUCAAUAGCCAAAACGGCGCUUCUCCAUCUCCGUCGCUCAACUCCAAGGAUUUCAUCGUCUCCGCCGCAGCUAACAUCGCUUCUCAGCCGUUACAGAACUACGAUUCGAACGUUUGGGGAGUCCUCACCGCAAUUUCAAGCAAUGCUCGCAAACGCCGGCAGGGCAUAAAUAUACUUUUGACUUCGGAUGAGCACUGCUUAGGACGGCUUCCAUGUCACGCUAGUUAUCAGAUAGAAUCAAAUGCAAUUAGUGGGAAUCACUGUAAGGUUUACCGUAAGCAGGUCACAGGCGGUGAUGGGGAUAAUACGUCUAGCUGUGAUGUAUCUGUCUUUUUGGUAGACACAAGCACAAAUGGUACGUUUCUCAAUUGGGAGAGGUUAAAAAAGAACGGCCCUGAAGUCAGGGUUCAGCACGGUGACAUCAUAUCGCUUGCUGUUCCUCCAGAGCAUGAGAAGGCUUUUGCAUUUGUAUACCGCGAAGUACUUGGUAAUAAUCCUGCACUUUCCUGCAUGAACAGAAAAAGAAAAGCAGAGGAUACUACAUGUGAAAUUAAGAGGCAGAAGGGCAUAGGGAUUGGUGGUCCCAACGGUCCAAUAUCUCUGGAUGAUUUUAAGAGCCUCCAGCGUUCAAACACAGAACUGAGGAAGCAAUUAGAAGCACAGGUGCUUACCAUUGACACUCUGCGUAAUGAGUCCCGCUCAAUUGUGGAGCACCAUGAAAGUGAAAUAAAACAGAUAAAAGAAUCCACUGCAAAAUCAUUUCAUAAUGAACUGAUUGAGCUGCGUGAUCAAUUAGAUACUAAGCAGAAGGAACUGGCGCAGGUCAACAAAUUAUCAGCUGAACAGAAGAAUUCCAUUGAUGAACUUGGUGAGAGAGUAAGCGCUUCUUUGCAAUCUCUCAGUGAAGCAAAUGAAGUAAUUAAAAGUCAAAAGGCAUCCAUAGCUGAGUUGAAGACAGGGUUGGAUGAAGAGAGAAAUCAAAGAAGAGAGGAAAGAGAAACUGCCGUUGCUGAACUCAAAGCUGCGAUGCAUAGAUGCCAAAUUGAAGCUCAGGAAGAAUUGAAAAGAUUUUCUGAUGCUGCUAUGAGACACGAGAGGGAACAACAAGAAGUAAUCAACAAAAUGAAGGAGUCAGAGAAAGAAAGGUCAAUGCAAGUGGAAACAUUGAUGUCGAAAUUGGAAGAUACGAGGCAGAGGUUGGUCGAUUCUGAUAAUAGAAACCGUCAGCUAGAAGCUCAAGUGUCUGAGGAGCAGCUUGCUUCUGCUAAUGCACAAAAAAAAUUGGAAGAACUUGACCUUGAAAUAAAAAGACUGCAAAAGGAUCUGGACAGUGAAAAGGCAGCUCGAGAAGAAGCAUGGGCGAAAGUGUCUGCCUUGGAGCUAGAGAUAAGUGCUGCUGUUCGAGACCUUGACGUCGAAAGACAGAGACACCGUGGUGCAAGGGAAAGAAUCAUGCUCCGUGAAACUCAGAUGCGGGCAUUUUAUUCUACGACUGAGGAGAUCUCGGCUCUGUUUGCAAAGCAGCAGGAACAGCUCAAGACUAUGCAGAGAACUCUGGAAGAUGAGGAUAAUUGUGACAAUACUUCACUAGAUAUUGAUCUUAAUCCAAUAAACAGAAGUCCCAACAGAGCUAAUGCGCAGGAAGAUAAAAGAGCAACUUACCAUUUGAAUUGUGCUGCCAGGGCAAGCUCGUCCACUUCAGGGCAAAGGUCUACCAGAAAUGAAGUUUUGGAUACGUCAUGUGAAGAUGCAGAUGCUACCCAAAAGCAUGAUUGUGAGAUCAUGAGUCAGGAAGGCCAAAACACCCAAGAAGCAGAGUAUCCAAGCUCUGAAAAGGUCGCAAAGGGUGGCUUUGGCUCAGAUAUAGAAGGUGUUGGUACAGCACCCACUUCGGGAACAGACCCUGUAGGAACAGAGCAAGUUAAUGAAACUCAAAGUCCAGGAAAUGAUUAUGAGAGAAAUGAUCAUCUGAGGAAGUCGAUUAUUUUAGCUGGUGAUACAAUGCAAAUAGAUUGUGAAACUCAGGCACAUGAAAGUGUUCAGAAUGAUGGAGCUGUUCUCUUGUUAAGGAACCCAAACGAUCAAAGGGAUACUCAAGACACAGAGGGAGUAGGCACUAUAAGGACGUCGGAUCUUCUAACUUCUGAAGUUGCGGGGAGUUGGGCUAAUAGCACGGCUCCUUCUGUACAUGGAGAAAGCGAAACUGAAAGAAGUAGAGAAGAUGAAGAGAGUCAGACACAAAAAAUCAAGGAAGUGACCAUAGUACAGGAUUCUGCUGGUCAGAUAGGCGAAAGCCAAACUAAACCGACAAGUCCAGGGGUCCUGGUCACUAAAAAGGAUGAUGCUGAGCCUGAGCGUGGAGUUAUUAACGAGCCAGUGGGGAUCAUUGAUCAAAGGAAGAUGAAACAUGGUACUGGUUCGGACUCAGAGACAGAGAGUUGUUCGGAAUCUGAUGAUGAUCAUGAGAAGGAAAAACACAAUCCUGUCUCAGACUCUGAUACAGAGGGUUCUGAUAUGAAUGAUGACAAGGGAUCACUCUCUUUGGAUCCCGAUACAGAAGAAAGCCAUGAAGCUGAUGGGGAUCAGAAACAAGUGGACAACAUGGACGAAGACGAUAAAGCUACUUAGCAUGAUUCCCGUUUCAAGAUCUAAUUCUCAGUAACAUAGUCAUGAUUUUACAGUCUUUUCCAAAUCCCUCUUUGUUUUGUAUUCGUACACACCGGGCUCAUUUUUUCGUUUACAUUAGAAAUAGGGUGUAGAUAUCGCAGGACAAAUGUUAAGGUUGUAACAAGAGGAGUUGUAAUUUACGUGGAAUGCGAAGCUAAACGAAGUGAUUAAAAAAUUUGAUAGUUU
Molecule: messenger RNA, 3009 nt
Organism: Arabidopsis arenosa
Lineage: Eukaryota; Viridiplantae; Streptophyta; Magnoliopsida; Brassicales; Brassicaceae
Source: the annotation of a GenBank genome assembly